AUGGACAGGAACAGUAGCCAGAGCAGAGCAGAGAGUGUAGUUAGGGACACCAGCCUGGAAGGCCAUGAGGAACCUGAUGCCAUGGCCAGCCAUCAGCUUGGUCUCCAAUUGUUGUCGGUCCUGGGCCAGGGCAGCUACAGCACGGUGCUGCUGGCCCGUCAGCCAUCCAGCCAGCGGCAGGUGGCCGUGAAGCUGUUCAGGGAAGAUGCGAGGCAACCCUUCAGCAACAGGCGGGUGCAGCAAGAGGCCAGCAUCAUGCAGCUCCUGAGGCACCCAAAUAUCGUGGAGCUGCUGGAGGUGGGUUGUGUCGGCCAUUACCACUGCCUGGUGAUGGAGCUGGUGGACGGGGGCGACCUCUACCAGCACAUGUUGAGCCGCGGCAGCCUGCCAGAGCCCCAAGUCAUGGUCAUGUUUGAUCAAAUCCUGGCAGCCGUGAGCUACUGCCAUGCACAGCGGGUGGCACACAGGGACCUCAAGCUGGAGAACCUACUUCUGGACUCUCAGCACAACAUCAAGCUGGCGGACUUUGGGCUCAGCAGCCAUCUGCCCGAGGGCGAGCUGGUGCAGGGCUUCUGCGGGACCCUGGAGUACAGCGCUCCGGAGGUGUCCCAGCCGGAGCCCUACAAUGCCUUUGCCUCGGAUAUGUGGAGCCUGGGGGUCAUCCUCUUCGCCAUGCUGGCGGGGACCCUGCCCUUCAGUGGGGAAGACCGGGCAGAGGUGCGGGACAGCAUCCAGAGGGGGAGCUACGAGCUCCCAUGUGUGGCCAGCCCCGCCCUGGAGGAGCACCUGAGCUGGCUGCUCAGCAUGGACCCGAUCAACAGGCCUACAGCGGAAAUCGCCCGCCAGCUAUGGUGGUUUGAGAGAGCCCUGGCCGAGGACGUGACCCUGGUGCAGCCCCUGGGGGUUCCCAAGGACCCAGAGGCCCAGGAUUACCUGGCGGGCCUGGGUCUGCUUCCAGACGCUGGAGCCUCGGAGCCAUCUGGCCCUGGAGGAUCCAGCCGGAGGUCCCUGCAGCUGGACUCGCAGCGCCUGGAGCAGGUAGAGCCCCGGUGUCAGAGCGCGGGGACACAGGGAGCCCACGCCAGAGCCUGA
This is a messenger RNA of Lepus europaeus (European hare), 1092 nucleotides long. RefSeq names its product MAP/microtubule affinity-regulating kinase 3-like. NCBI's taxonomy places the organism in Eukaryota, Metazoa, Chordata, Mammalia, Lagomorpha, Leporidae. The record is from RefSeq and is a predicted model, not a curated record. Bases 1 to 1092 code for a protein of 363 amino acids. Gene Ontology annotation, molecular function: protein serine/threonine kinase activity; ATP binding. Gene Ontology annotation, cellular component: cytoplasm. Gene Ontology annotation, biological process: intracellular signal transduction; protein phosphorylation. The transcript is spliced from 2 exons.